Messenger RNA from Acanthopagrus latus (yellowfin seabream), 2574 nucleotides. RefSeq names its product GDP-L-fucose synthase-like. The transcript has 12 exons. Gene Ontology annotation, molecular function: GDP-L-fucose synthase activity. NCBI's taxonomy places the organism in Eukaryota, Metazoa, Chordata, Actinopteri, Spariformes, Sparidae. The record is from RefSeq and is a predicted model, not a curated record. Gene Ontology annotation, biological process: nucleotide-sugar biosynthetic process. Bases 976 to 2211 code for a protein of 411 amino acids.
AUCCCCCCUCCACCAAACUUUACACAAUGCAGUCAGACAAGUACUGUUCUCCUGGCAACCACUAAACCCAGACUCGUUCAUCAGAUGGAGAAGUGCAAUUCAUCACUCCAGAGAACACGUCUCCAUUUCUCUAGAGUCCAGUGGCUGCGUGCUUUACACCACUGCAUCCAACACUUUGAAUUGCACUUGCUGAUGUAUGGUUUGGAUGCAGCUGCUCGGCCAUGGAAACACAUUCCACGAAGCUCUCUACGCACUGUUCUUGAGCUAAUCUGAAGGCCACAUGAAGUUAGGAGGUCCGUAGUGAUUGACUCUGCAGAAAGUUGGUGACCUCUGCACACUAUGAGCCUCAGCAUCCACUGAGCCCGCUCCAAGCAUGGGCACACAUAGGGCACAAGGGGUGUUUGAGCCCCUGCCCUUUUUGUGUGUGUGUGUUUUUUUUUUGUUUUUUUUAAUGAAUAAAUACAUUCCUGUUUUGCAAAGGGAUGUCAAAAAACAAAACAAAACAAAACAAAACAAAAAAACAGCGGUAUGAAAACACCACAGUUAUCAAACACAUGCAUUUCCUUGUUAUAUGAUGUUGUGCAGGGACGUCAAGAUUUAGAGGGGCAGGAGCUCAAAGUCAGAAAAGGGCAGUACCUACAAUUUUUUUUUUAUCAUAAAAUAAAGUUUAAAAAAAAACAUAUUAUUAUUAUUUCAUUUGUUUGCAUUCAUUUCCUCCCGUUUUUGUAUCACUCAUAUACACAUAAAGUCAAUGAUGGGGAGAGUGGUGGCGGCACAGGUUCAACUACUGGGGCGGGGAGCAGGCGAUUCAUAUUCAUAGAGCAAAACCAAUGCAAUUAGUCAGAUAAAGUCAAUCACAUCACAAAUUCAUUCCACAUAAAUCACAUUUCAGUCAUAAUAAUAUUGUGAAUAAAAGCUAAUAGUUUCACAUAAUCCAUUAUUUUUUUAAUUGUGCUCUUCAUGCAUUGAUCAUUUAUGUUGUAUUUUAAUGCAAAUGCAGGGGCACUUUUUAAAUAUUUUGGAGCACCCUCUGCCACCAGCCAGGAUGAGGAGCUAUCUACCUCCGCAGCAACACAUAUGUCUCCACAAAUGCUGUCUGAUCCUGAGGAUGAAGACCCAAUUACCUCUACUUCUCCCCAGCAAGACUCCUCAGGUUGUCAGCAGCAUUAUAAAGACCGCCCAGUGUUGCCCACCUCAGUUUAUCAACUCAAAGAACAACCAGCACACAUAGAGAAGAUGGAGUCGGACACCAAAGCUGGGCCAGUGCGUGUGAUGGUGACUGGUGGAUCUGGGAUGUUGGGCAAAGCCAUUGAGCAUGUGGUGAUGAACGAAGGUCUGAAACGGGAGGGAGAGGAAUGGAUCUUCCUCUCUUCCAAAGAUGCUGAUCUUCGAGACCUCGGGCAGACCAAAGCUGUGUUCAAGAAGCACCGUCCGACUCAUGUCAUCCACCUCGCUGCAAAAGUCGGGGGCCUCUAUGAGCACAUGAGGGACAACCUGCUUUUUCUGAGCGACAACCUCAGAAUCAACGACAACGUGCUGCAAACAGCCCACGACACGGGCGUCAUCAAGGUUGUGUCUUGCCUGUCCAGUUGCAUCUUCCCUGACAAAAUCACAUACCCCAUUGAUGAGACCAUGAUACACAAUGGAUUACCUCAUGACUCCAAUUUUGGAUACUCCCAUGCUAAACGGCUGAUUGAUAUUCAGAACAGGGGAUACUUCGAGCAGUAUGGCCAUCGUUACACUGCAGUCAUCCCGACCAAUGUGUUCGGUCCCCACGACAACUUCAACAUAGACACAGCCCAUGUGAUGUCGGCACUCAUCGGCAAGACAUACAAAGCCAAAAUGGAAGGAACUCCUGUGACUGUAUGUGGCACUGGAGCUGCAAGAAGACUGUUCACCCUUUCCUGGGACGUGGGCCGUCUGAUUGUUUGGGUCCUGAGAGAAUAUGAUGAAAUUCAACCAAUUAUCCUCUCUGUGGGUGAAGAGGAUGAGAUCUCCAUCAAAGACGCUGUGGAAAUGAUCGCAGAGGCUCUGGACUUCAAGGGCGAAAUAAAGUAUGACACCAGCCUGUCGGACGGCCAGCUCAGGAAGACAACGAGCAUUGCCAAGCUAAGACGCUACCGUCCGGACUUCACCUUUACGCCCGUCAAAGAAGGUAUAAAGAUGACCUGUGACUGGUUUGUGGCCAACUACAACAGUGCCCGCACAUGAGGAUAUAAGUAAUAAGUAAUACAUAUGAUAUUAGUAAUAUAAUUUAAUACCUGGGCAAGAUUUCACAUCAAGGAAUUAUUACAGGGCUUAUUGUUCCUCAACUUUUCCUAAAUAUAUCAUGAAAUUGUUAGAUGAUUUGGAGAGAACCUGAUAUUGAGUCUGUGUUAUAUACACAUGUAUAUAUUUUAUACAUCUAAUCUCUAUCUGUAUUAUUUGUAUUCAAAGUUCAGAUUGCCAUAUACAUGUUUUUGUAUAAUUAUUCUAGAUGAAACAUUUCAGAAUGUCCACAUGUACAAGAAAUCAUUUGACAUACCAUGAAAAUAAAACUGUGAAUGACAGAAAGGGUACAAAAAGAAACGGUUA